This is a messenger RNA of Sphaeroforma arctica JP610, 837 nucleotides long. RefSeq lists its product as hypothetical. The record is from RefSeq and is a predicted model, not a curated record. The transcript is spliced from 4 exons. The coding region runs from base 1 to 837 and encodes 278 amino acids. NCBI's taxonomy places the organism in Eukaryota, Ichthyosporea, Ichthyophonida.
AUGUCGUCGCUACCCACGCCAGGGUUCACGAGCCCUCCCACAUCCGAUGACGAUCUGCUCGACAUUCCCAUCGCCCACCCACAUGCGCGAAACAGCACACUUCACGUGGGAACCCCAGAUGACGCACACUCACGUACACACAGCGCACACGUACGCAAACGUAAGCAGAAACUGGUUGUGUUUGAGGAUGAAAUGGAAGGCUCUGAUGCACAGGCAAGUAGUAUGACCAGUAGCAUACGGAGGCUGUCGGUCAAUAGUGCAGAAAUUGUGUUGCAAGUAGACCCAUUCAUGCAGGGAGGUGCACCCCUUAGAAGGACGCAUUCGAAUGAGAGGCCGAAGGUGGUCGAGAAAUACGUAGCUAUACAGAGUUUGAGAUCACCCACCGUACUCAGCGCCCAAGCGCUUGUGAGGAGCAACGAGGGGGAAUACGGGAGAAUGCUGGAGAAUCCUGUUACCAUGGAGAGUGUAGUUUUCGAAAAUGUUCUGCAUGCCCAUAAGGACGACGAGGAUGAUGCGUGGGAACAGCACGAAACCGAGGAACCCAGCAUUAACAUGGAAGAUCAGUCCAUCUUACAGGAGGUCUUCUAUUUCGACUACGGUGUCGUAGUGAUGUGGGGGCUGAAUUCUGAACAGCAAAGGGCGGAGCUAGAUAUGCUUCAUGCCUUCCAGUCGGACAGCCUGGACAAAGACUCUCAGAAUGCACUUGCAUUUGAUAUUGUGGUCGAUCCCAAGGUUGCUCAGCGCGUUGCUGAUGGCGUGAUAUUCAUGCACGAUAUGGAGGUACAUUUGCACCGUGCGUCUGUGUGUCUGUGUGCCUGUAUGUUUUUGUGUGUGUGA